AUGAAAAUCAAGACCAUCUCCCGGUCUCUCGACGACCAUCUCCCCUCUUCUUCCUCCGCCCCUCAUCCCCUUUCUCGAAACCUCGCACCUCACCUACACCCCUUUUCCAAACCCAGAGAAUAUGCGCGAGCAGUCACCGCCGUCAAGAUGGACCGAAUGUUCGCCAAACCCUUCGUGGACGCUCUCGGAGGACACCAAGACGGUGUCUACUGUCUUGGUAAGGACCCUCGGAGAGCGACAGUGGUGGCCGGUGGCGGAGGUGAUGGUGAAGUCAUUGUACAUUCAUUAGCGCUCAGGCGUCCGCUUCUCAAGAUUGCUGCUGCGCACAAGGGAAUGGUAGGCGGGAUUUGCUGGACGGCAGAGGCGAAAGAUGGAAGGCGAGGGUUGAUCACAUGUGGAAAGCUUGAUGGAACUGUCAAAAUCUGGAGGAGCGGCGCGUUUGCGCCUGGUCUCAGGGAUAAAGACGCAUUCGAGGGGAACGAAUUUGGUCUGGGAGAUGGCGAUGCUGGGUUCUUGGACCAAGCAGGCGCUAUCGGAGAGUCCGGGUUUGAGUUUGACGAGGAGGCUGGAGGCGGCUUGUCAAUCGACUCUUCAAAGAGAGACGCCCUGGGCCAGAACCUCGAGCCGGUUAUGACCUAUACGUCCAAGAACGGAUUUAAUGGCAUCGAUCACCAUCGCUCAGAUGCUGUCUUUGCCACGGCAUCGAAUACUGUUCAGAUCUGGGACGAGAACCGCUCGGCGGCCCUCAGCAAUUUGCAAUUCGGCAACUCUAUGGAAACUGUUACCCAAGUCAGAUUCAAUCAAAGUGAAACGAGUGUGCUGGCUAGUAUUGGCAAUGAUAGGACAAUGUGUCUUUACGAUAUCAGGACGGGUAAAGCUGAGAGGCGUGUCGUUACUCAGUUCCGAAACAACUCCAUCUCCUGGUGCCCGACGCUCCCUACCGUCAUUCUGAUGGGCUCAGAAGACCACAAUUGCUAUACCUUUGACAUCCGAAAUCUUGAAACUCCCAACCAGAUCUACAAGGGUCACGUUGGUGGUGUCAUGGGAUGCGACUGGAGUCCAACGGGAGAAGGAUUCGUCUCUGGCUCGUACGACCGAACCAUUCGCUUGUGGGACCGAGAGUCCGGAAAGUCGAGGGAUGUGUAUCACACAAAGCGGAUGCAGCGCGUUUUUGACGUCGCGUAUACCCCCACCGCCGACUUUGUUCUUUCCGCCUCCGAUGAUGGUAACGUUCGUAUCUGGAAGUCUGACGCUUCCAAGAAACUCGGCCCCGUUUCCACCAAGGAGCGCCAAGCUAUCGAGUACAGGCAAAAAUUGGUCGAGAGGUACUCGCGCGAGAAGGGCGUCAGGGAAGUCAAGGAGAGAAGACAUGUGCCGCAAAGUAUUCACAAGGCGACGAAGACGAAGAGGGAUAUGAUCGAGGCGAGGAACGUCAAGGAGGACAGGAGGCGAAAGCAUACCAGAGCAGGGAGAGAGAAGCCCAAAGCGGAGAGGAAGAAAACUGUCAUUGUGGAACAGAAAUAG
Molecule: messenger RNA, 1524 nt
Organism: Cryptococcus wingfieldii CBS 7118
Lineage: Eukaryota; Fungi; Basidiomycota; Tremellomycetes; Tremellales; Cryptococcaceae
Product: WD repeat and SOF domain-containing protein 1
Exons: 5
Coding region: 1-1524 (507 amino acids)
Biological process (GO): maturation of SSU-rRNA from tricistronic rRNA transcript (SSU-rRNA, 5.8S rRNA, LSU-rRNA)
Cellular component (GO): small-subunit processome; nucleolus
Molecular function (GO): protein binding
Source: RefSeq, a predicted model, not a curated record